This is a messenger RNA of Eucalyptus grandis, 2040 nucleotides long. Its product is annotated as disease resistance protein RUN1-like. The transcript has 7 exons. Gene Ontology annotation, biological process: defense response; signal transduction. NCBI's taxonomy places the organism in Eukaryota, Viridiplantae, Streptophyta, Magnoliopsida, Myrtales, Myrtaceae. The coding region runs from base 1 to 2040 and encodes 679 amino acids. The record is from RefSeq and is a predicted model, not a curated record. Gene Ontology annotation, molecular function: ADP binding.
AUGGCAAACACAGAAGCUGGAACCAGUGGUGAUGUUGCACCAGCAUCAGGAUGUGAGUAUCAAGUGUUCCUAAAUUUUAGAGGGUUCGACACUCGUCAUGGAUUCACGGACUUCCUUUACAAUCACUUGGUAGAUGUCGGAAUCCGUGUAUUCAGGGAUGAUGAUGAACUUAACAUCGGUGAAGUAAUUGGUGAGAACUUGGUAAGUGCUAUCAACAACUCCAUAAUUUACAUACCCAUCUUCUCUAAGAAUUAUGCUUCCAGUAAAUGCAAUGCUUUAUCAGAACAUGAGAGGGAGUCUCCUGACCAAGUCAAAGUGUGGAAAGAGGCUCUUGCAAAAAGCUUCCUUAAGGAUGUUCGAGAAACCUCAUCGACCAAGGAGGGCAUAAUCCGGUUGCAGAAGAAAUUACUAUCUGACAUUGGUCGUCCUGAAUCUGCAAAACAAAUCGAGGAUAUUGAAGAAGGAAUGAGGAGGAUCAGAGCAACACUCAGUAAUAAGAAGGUCCUUAUAGUUUUGGAUGAUGUUGACAAGAAAGUGCUCAUUAAGAAUCUAAUGGGAAAUUCCAAAUUAUAUCUAGGAUCUAGGGUAAUUAUUACAACGAGAAACAUAGAUAUUUUGCAAGUUGAGGGGUCUGAAGUUAAAAUUGAACAGUAUGAAAUGCAAAUGAUGGAUGAUAGCCUUGCACUUCAGCUUUUUUGUCGGCAUGCCUUUCAUAGAGACUAUCCUUUGGAUGAUUACCGUGAGCUUUCAAGGAAAAUUGUUUCACUUAUGGGAGGUCUUCCCUUGGCUAUUGAAGUGGUAGGUUAUUUACUUAAGUAUAAAGAAGACAAAACAAUUUGGGAAGAGAAGAUAAUCAAGUUAACUGAAGUACUUGAUAAAGGUAUUCUAGAUGUGUUGAAGAUUAGCUAUGAUGAGCAAGACGAAUUUCAAAAAAAAAUUUCCCUUGAUAUAGCAUGCUUCUUUUUCAAUGAGAAGAAGACCGAUGCUAUUUACAUGUGGGAAAGUUGUAAAUUUUAUCCUCGAGGAGGAAUUGAAGUCCUCACCAAGAGGUGUUUGAUAAAGACAUUGGAUGAUGAUAAGUUUUGGAUGCAUGAUCACCUUAUAGCACUAGGAAAGCAAAUUGUUUAUGAAGAAAAUCAAGAUGACCCUGCAAAGCGGAGUAGGUUGUGGAAUGCGGAAGAAGCCCUUCAAAUCAUAGGAACCGAAGAGCGUAAGGACAAGGUUCAAGCGCUUGAGAUAGAUGGAUUGGACGACAACAUAGAGAUCAAAAGUGAGGACUUUAAAAGUUUACCAAAUUUGAGAUUCCUCCGAUUAGGCCAUGGAACUUUUGUUGGAGACUUCUCAAAGUGUCGUUCAAACUUGAGAUGGAUAUCUUGGCGUCAUCCUGAAAAUUUUAGAGCGAACAAUAUUUAUUUGGAUCAUCUUAUUGUUUUCAAACUUGACAUUAGUAUCUUGAAGGAUGAUUCAAAAGCUUGGGACUUGAUAAAGAGGGCACGGAAUUUGAAAGUUCUAUCACUUACCAGGUGUCAUGGCAUAACAAGAAUCCCAGACUUCUCUAAAUGCUUGGGUUUAGAGAAGUUAACUCUUAAACUUUGCAGUAGGCUAAAGAGAAUUGAAAGCUUCAUUGGAGAUUUACGACCAUUGAUUGAGUUAGAGGUUGAAAGGGGUCUUACAGAUUUGCCUGAAGAAGUGGGGGCACUAUCGAAGCUUAAGCACUUCUUAUUGCAAGGAUGUUCUGGGUUGAUAGAACUUCCAGGCUCACUUGGAAAUUUAACCUCAUUGGCAGAAAUAGGUGAGUUAUCAUACUUGAGGAAUUUGAAGACAUUGGAAAUCGAAAGGUGCAAUGUGCUUACUAAUGUUGAGGGCCUCCACAAGCUAAGGUCUCUAGAAUACUUGAAGGUCAUAGGGUGCACGUCAUUGGGAAGAUUUAUUGGUGCAUCCGGCACAAAUGUUCCAGAUGAUUGCUCUAUCAAUAUAGAGGGGAUUAGUACGAACCGUUAUGGAGAGGAGAUUCUUCCGGAUAUAUCAAACGAGGUGUGA